This is a messenger RNA of Quercus robur (English oak), 1391 nucleotides long. RefSeq names its product RNA-dependent RNA polymerase 1-like. The transcript has 3 exons. Gene Ontology annotation, cellular component: nuclear RNA-directed RNA polymerase complex. The record is from RefSeq and is a predicted model, not a curated record. Gene Ontology annotation, molecular function: RNA-directed RNA polymerase activity. NCBI's taxonomy places the organism in Eukaryota, Viridiplantae, Streptophyta, Magnoliopsida, Fagales, Fagaceae. Bases 37 to 1152 code for a protein of 371 amino acids. Gene Ontology annotation, biological process: siRNA processing.
CGCUCUAGUAGGCAGCUCACUAAUGAUUUCUCCCAUAUGUUUCGCACCAGCAGCUCAAACCCAAACAAUUUAAUUAUUGAGGGUGAUGUAGUUGUUGCUAAAAACCCCUGUCUACAUCCCGGAGAUGUGCGUGUUCUUAAGGCUGUUGAUGUUCCGGCUUUGCACCACCUGGCAGAUUGUGUUGUUUUUCCGCAAAAGGGGAGGAGACCUCAUCCAAAUGAAUGUUCUGGGAGUGACUUGGAUGGAGAUCUGUACUUCGUCUGUUGGGACCAUGAUCUAAUUCCUCCUCGGCAAUAUCAACCAAUGGAGUAUAUCGGAGCACCGACUAAGCCACUCGAUCAUGAUGUUACAAUAGAGGAAGUACAAGAGUUUUUUGCCGACUACAUACUCAACGACCGUUUAGGAAUCAUCGAUAAUGCCCACACUGCCUUUGCUGAUAGGAAUCACAGUAGGGCAAUGAGUUCUCAAUGUCUUAAGCUUGCAGAACUACACUCAAUUGCGGUUGACUUCACAAAAAGUGGUGUUGUAGCCGAAAUACCUGAUUAUCUGCGUGUUAAAAAAUAUCCAGAUUUCAUGGAAAAGCCUGAUAAAGGCACCUACGAAUCAAAACGUGUGCUUGGAAAGCUUUAUCGAGAGGUGAAAGACCAUGCAUCGCUCACAAGCCCUGUAACACCCUUCACCUCGGAUGUAGCAAAGCAGUGUUAUGAUCCUGACAUGGAAGUAGAUGGCUUCCAGGACUACAUCAAUGAUGCUUUCAAUUACAAACAGGAGUAUGAUUACAAGCUGGGGGGUUUGCUGGAUUAUUAUGGGAUUGAAACUGAAGCUGAAAUACUCAGUGGGCACAUAUUGACAAUGUCAAAAUCUUUUAAUAAGAGGAGGGAUCUGGAACAAAUUAAUUAUUCUGUAAUGGCACUAAGAAAGGAAGCUCGGAGCUGGUUCAACGAGGGAAGUGAGUCAGGUUCUGACACUGAUAUAGUCAAUGCAAAAGCAAAAGCAAAAGCAUCGGCAUGUUACUAUGUUACAUAUCACCAUAGCUAUUGGGGUCGCUGCAAUGAUGGAAUGGAUAGAUCUCAUUUCCUCAGUUUUCCAUGGUGUGUCUUUGACAAGCUUAUCCAGAUCAAGAAGGAUAAAUUAAGUAACAUCAUAGCUUGAGACUUAUCAGAAUCGGAGCAUUAGUUGAGUCAUGAAUUGCGCUUGGAUUAAGAAGUUUAUUAUAAAGAUUCUAAGUAUGUAAUUAAGAAAAUUGCUUGUGUGACUACUAUUUAUCUUUACUUAUUGUUACUAGUAUUUGCUUGUUGAUCAACUACAUGUAAAUGCUCCAAGAAGAUGUUUGGGGUUAUAAAUUAUGUUUCAACUCCUGUUGAACAAUAUAUCUAUGAUUUCUUAUCAUA